Messenger RNA from Bathycoccus prasinos, 1278 nucleotides. RefSeq lists its product with no specific name. The coding region runs from base 1 to 1278 and encodes 425 amino acids. The record is from RefSeq and is a predicted model, not a curated record. Lineage: Eukaryota; Viridiplantae; Chlorophyta; Mamiellophyceae; Mamiellales; Bathycoccaceae. The transcript has a single exon.
AUGAAGCCGCUGAAAAUCUUCGUUCUGCUCUCAUCAUCAGUCGUCCUAUUCGAAAAUCUCGGGGCUUUUGGUGAAGUUUCGGCGGCGUCGACGACGGGAAGAAGAGGAGCGUUGAGUUCAGCAGAUGAUGAUGAAGCUGCUGCUUCGUUUGAUGUAUUGGAUAAAGAAGAUGCAUCGUCUAAUCCGGAGGAGGAGGAAAAGAAGAUGAACUCUUGGAUCGAUUUCUGCUCUUCCUCCGCUCGCGAGUUAUACGAAUCACCGAUCGAUCCGAUUUUAGAAUCCGAGGUACAAAACAGACGACAAGAUCCACCGAUAAAAAUCACCGACCGAGGGCAAAUGUGGUUUCGAGCGGAAUCGAAUGUACGUGCAGACGCGAGGACGAAAUCGGCGAUUUUUGAAAAGAGGUCGAAAUCAAUUCCUCUGAUGCUGUUUGGAGAUUCAAUCACGGAGUAUUGGAAGUUACGAGUGAACAGAGAAGUUUUGAUGAAAACUCUGAGAGUGGAGAAUGAACGCGACGUAUUCGUGAAUGGGAUUAGCGGGGACGAGACGUCGCACGCGCUGUAUCGGUUGACGCACGGCGCGUUUCCGAGAGCGACCGUGGACGACAUCGUGGUGAUGAUUGGGACGAAUAAUUUAGGACGCGCGUACCGGUUAGGAGUGGAGUAUUCGAAUAGGAUGAAGAAAGCUGACGAGGAGUGCUUGAACGAAGAGCAAGUGCGCGCGAUUCGCGAGGAGAUUCCAAACGCCGUCGCGGGGAUUUUAGCGGUGAUUGAAAAGAUUCGAGUGAUGUCUCCAAACUCGAGAAUCGUAGUUUUAGGUAUUUUACCGAGAGGGUUGAGAAAUGUGAGGGCGUGGACAGGCACGCCGCAAGCGUCCAUUCACGAUAUGGAGACGUCGCAACGCUUACCAGACGCCGACGCUUUAGAAUCGAGAGCAUUUAAAGGGCAGUUUACGUUACCGAACGUGUUUACCAAGGCGAUUGAUUUCGUCAACGACGCCGUGAAGAGAGGCGUUGAAAACGAGAAAGUUGGAGGAGAUAUGGUGUAUUAUCGCGAGUGCGCAGAUGCGUUUUUGACGGUUGUCGACGAAGAGAGCGAUGCGAAGAUGUUAAAUUACGAUUUGAUGAGGGACGCUUUGCAUCCGGACAAACCGAGAGGGUACGAGGCGCUCGGGAAAUGUGUUCGAGAUAUUUUGGAUUCGUUACCGGAGAACUGGGAGUUUCAAAACGUGCGCGCGCGAGAGAGCGGCGAAAUCGCGCAGAUGGGCGUAGCAACUUAA